CGACGAUUCGAAUUCCUUUAUUGAUUUUUAAUUCUUUUGCUAAUAGCGAUACUUAUUAAUUAAGAAAUUAUUGGAAGUCUUCGGUUUGAUUAUCUCUCAGAGAACGGCAGCCGGCAACCAACUCUUCCACCAUCCAGCGGCCGGCUGUCAAAAACUCUCUCUCUCUCUCUCUCUCUCUCUCUCUAUGCGUUCAUGAACAGCUUGGUGAGUGAUUCUUACGACAAUGAAGUUGCUUCGAUGAAGAAAAGUCCAGGAUCAACUUCGAUCGGAGCUUGGUGAGUGAUUCUUACGACAAUGGAGUUGUUUCAUUGAAGAACAGUCCAUGAUCAACUACGAUUAAGUAGUUUACUGCUGAACAUAGAUCUUUGUGCCGCUUGAAGAUUUUGAUCUGUUGAUUUGAUUUUCGGUAGAUAAAGAGAUGACGAAGUGAAAUUUAAUGUGCCUUUGUUAGUUAUUAAAGAGUGAACUCGAGGGGAGAACUGUGCCUAAGGAUGGCUGGUGAAUAUAGGUUCGCAAUGGACCAAAAGGACAUUGUGAGGUUAUUGGUUGCCACCAUUGAUGAUUUCACCCUAGGUCGUUUAAUCAAUAAAGAGCAGAGGAACCUGCACAAAGAGCAGUGUGCUGAGAGGCUGGCAGCUGAAGAUGGAAGCGAUGGCAAAGAUGCAGAAGUUAGGUACUCUGAUCAAGCAGUGCUGGCGAAUUUGGAUUGGGGUAUUGAAGCCCUUGAGGAGGCUCUCAACACAUCCAAUAUGGAAACUAAAUUUGCGCGACUUGACCAUGCGGAGAAGAUGCUUCAAGUGUGUGCCUUGUUGAACUCUAACGAGAAAACUGCUGGAGUUCCCAACUUCUACCUUUCUGCUUGGGCUCAUCUAAAUCUUUCAUAUCUCUGGAAAUUGCGAGGAAAUGUUAACAACUCAGUUCUUCAUAUUCUUGAGAUGUUUAUAGUGGAUCCCUUAUUUUCACGCAUUGAUUUUGCUCCUGAUCUCUGGAAAGAACUCUUUCUACCCCACAUGAGCUCAAUUGUUGGGUGGUAUUCAGAGGAGAGGCACAGGCUUAUGAUCGAAGUGAUUCCUGAUUCCUCUGAUUUAUCUUUCACAGCUGACUUAGAUCAAUUCUUCAACGAAUCUUUGAUAUUCUCGCUGAGGCCUGAUCAGGGGGAGAAAUUGCAUAAAUUGGAGCAGCUUUAUGGCGAAUCUUUGGACAAGAACACAAGGCUCUUUGCUAAAUACUUCAAGGAUUGUAUGAAUGCUGAUUCAAGCUCUACCAAGAAGGUUGCACCGAUGCUGCCAAUCGCGGAGCCACCUAUGACUCCUCUUCACGAAGUGAGCCGCUCAAUUCCAGAUUACGUAAAAUUCGGACCUAUUUUACCCAAGAGUGCCGGGUUUUCGUCCAUACCAAAAUCUAAAGAUGGUGCAACAGAAGCAAGCAGGCCAAAGGAGACUUCCAAUUCAGCCAACAACACGGAGAAAUUUGCACGGUGGCAUGCUCAGACUGAUUCGCUAGAGGAGAAUGAGGACGAUUCUGAUCAUGAACCUUACGAUUCUUACGAUCUCAGUGAUACUACAACUCAUAAGUUACUAUCACCUAGUAGCACCAGGACGUCGGAGGAUGAACAAACAGAAUCUAAAGCAGAGAUGUCGAAAGUGAGGAGUCGCAUACAUUCUCCCACUAUUUUUUCUCCAAUUGCAUCUCCUUCAAUCCCUUCACCGAAAGUUUCGUCUCCAAAAAUGGAUGAGAAAUGUAAAAGUGGACCUCAUUCUGCGCUGCGACUAUUAUCCAGCCGCUGCAGCGAUCGACGUGUUGCUACCCCUGUAGCCGGAUCACCAGCAAUUAGGAGCGAUUACAGCUUCAGUUCGGUAGAGUCUGAUGGUGAUGACUUGAAGAAAAACUGCAGGAAAAGCUAUAGGCAAACAUGCAAUGUAACCUAUGACAACGUGAGUAGCCAAGACUUCGAGAAUUGUUCAAUAGACGAACUUGAGGAGGAAAGCAGAAGUCGAUUGUCUGAAAAUCCGACACACGUGGUGCGACCCCCUAAAGACUUCGUAUGCCCCAUAACAGGUCAGAUUUUCAGUGAUCCUGUUACUCUAGAAACUGGGCAGACUUAUGAAAGAAAAGCGAUUCAGGAAUGGUUAAAAAGAGGAAAUACAACUUGCCCCAUUACACGGCAGCCAUUGUCUUCAACUGUAUUGCCUAAGACGAAUUAUGUCUUGAAGAGACUGAUAACGUCUUGGCAAGAACAGCAUCCUGAUCUUGCUCAAGAUUGUUCGUGGACUGGUACAUCAGUAAGUACUGUCAGUUCCGCCUUCAAAAAGGCGAGCUCUCUGGCAUCUACUCCUAGCAGAUCAUCUUACCUUCCUCUUAGCAAUACGUACGGGUCUCUAAACCAAAAAGGCAAAAGAUUAAUGCAAGUGGCAGUGGCUUCAUCGCCGACAAGUGUAAUCUCUCAAGCUACAGUCGAGAAGAUCAUUAGCAAUUUAAAACCUUUUGUCUCUUGUCUUUGUAAUUUCGAAAACUUGAAACAAUGUGAAACAGCUGUGCUCGCCAUAGCAGGAUUUUGGAGGGACUCAAUAUGUGAUCCAGCAGUUCAUUCUUAUUUAUCUGAAUUGGCUGUUGUCAACGGAUUUGUGGAAAUAUUACUAAAUUCCCAGGAAAGAGAAGUUCUCAGAACGUCAAUCUACAUUCUUUCUGAGCUUGUUUGUGCAGAUGAAAGUGUUGGAGAGUCCCUUAGUAGUCUAGAUUCGGAUUUUGAUUGCCUAGCUUCUUUACUGACGAGUGGGUUGGCAGAGGCUUCUGUUCUUAUGUGCCUGCUGAGGCCUACAUUUACUCAGUUAUUAGCUCAUGACCUAAUACCUUCCCUCGUCCAGCUGCUCCAGAAGAAAAAUGAAGAUUUUGAUGAUCUUCCGUUUAUAAUAGAGCCAAAGGAUGCAGCUAUCGCAAUGCUUGAACAAAUUCUUAUGGGAGGGAAUGAAAAUAGCCAAUCCCAGAAUGCUAAGAGUCUUAUCUCUGCUAAAGGGAUCCCUGCAUUGGUCAAGUUUUUGGAUGGGAUAGAAGUGAGGAGGUCAAUACUUUCCAUGCUUUUAUGUUGUAUGCGGGUGGACAAUGGUUGCAAGAACUCGAUAGUAGAGGAGAUAGAGCUUGUUCCAGUACUUGAGUUAUUUCAUGCUGGAAGUGAUGACGAGAGAGGCCUGUGUGCUGCUUUUCUAUCAGAGCUGGUUCAGUUGAACAGUAGGACAAUAUGCAAUCAAAUAUUGCAGACAAUUAAAGACGAAGGAGCAUUUAGUAUGAUGCAUACACUUCUAACACAUCUUCAAAUGGCUCCAAUGGAACAACAACCGAGCAUUGCUUCUCUUCUUCUGCAGCUGGAUCUCCUGGUUGAACCACGAAAAAUGAGCAUUUACCGAGAAGAAUCAAUAGAUGCCUUGUUUGAAGCUUUUCGAAAAAAGGAAAACUAUAAUUCUCAAAUUGCAGCUCUAGAUGCUUUAUUGUGUCUAUCUGGGCGAUUGACUUCCUCAGGGAAGUCCUAUACAAAAGCGUGGUUGCUCAAACUUGCAGGAUUUGAUCAGCCUUACAAUGCUUUGAUGAAGGCCGAGGGACUGAGGAAGCCUGAUAGCGAAUUAUUGGAGACGGUGGAGGAAGAGAAGGCUGUCAGCACGUGGGAGAAAAGGGUAGCACUUGUUCUUUGUAAUCAUGAAAAAGGGUACAUUUUUAAAGUCUUGAAGGAAUGCCUAAAGAGUAAAUCCUUAGAGAUUGCAAAGUCCUGUCUUGUCAUUGUUUCGUGGCUCUGCCACAUGCUUUCGACACUCCCAGAUACUGGGGUACAGGAGACUGCUCGCAGGUCCUUGCUUGAUGAACUUGUAAACAUUAUCCAAUCUUCUAAUAGCUUGGAGGAGAAGAUUUUGGCAUGCCUUGCUUUGAAAACUUUCAUUAGCGAUCCAGCUGCACUCGAGGAACUGGGACUUUGUGCAAGAUCCAUCAACGAAACGUUGAGAAAGCUCAGGAGAAGCUCAUUGGUGGUCAAUGAUAUAACGAAAGCCUUGAUGAACUUGCCAUCUGUUGACGCAACAGAGCUUUGGAGUUAUACUGAAGUUGGUGCACUAGAUUCGAGCUCAAAUGGAGAGGUUACAUCCCUGGUUCAUCUGAAUGGGCGAGUUCUAAGCAGUCACUCGGAUGGAACCAUAAAGGUUUGGGAUGCUGGAAAUAAAGUAUUAAGGUUGAUCCAAGAAGCUCGUCAGCACACAAAAGCUGUAAAGUGCCUUUGUGUUUCUUCAUCCGGCGACACAUUAUACAGUGGUUCCUUAGACAAAACAAUUAGGAUAUGGGCCAUCAAAUCCGAAGAAAUACAGUGCAUUCAAGUUCAUGAAGUGAAGGAGGCGGUUUAUGACUUAAAAGCCAAUGCCGACGUCGCAUGCUUUGUUUCUCAAGGAACUGGAGUUAAGGUUUACAACUGCUCCGGAGUCCCCAAGCAUAUUAAUUUCAACAAAUACGUUAAAUGCCUGGCGUUAUCAGAAGAUAAACUCUAUUGUGGUUGCUCCAGUGACAGUAUACUGGAGGUAGAUUUGUCCAACUACACAACGAGCACAUUCUAUGCUGGUGUUAGAAAAUUGCUGUGGAAGCAGAACAUCUAUUCUUUGCACAUCAAUGGCGACCUAAUGUUUGCCGGAGGUUCUUUGGUGGAUGCAACAGCCGGGAAGGUAUUUUCGCUGUCUAAUAAGGCAGCAGUGGGAUCCUUGUCGACUGGAGUAGACAUCCACCACAUGGCCAUAAGCACCGACUUCUUGUUUACAGCCUCUAGAUGUGGUAUAAUAGAUGUCUGGUCGAAAGAAAAGUUGACAAAAGUUGCUUCACUUAAAUUAGGUAAUGCUAGUGGUAGCCACACAAAGCUUACUGCCCUAACCACAGAUGAUGAUGGGGAAUUGCUCCUUGCCGGCACCUCUGAUGGAAAAAUACAGGUUUGGGCUCUGCAAUGAAGCCGGUUUAUCUUAAGGAGUAAGAUGCAAAUUACUUAUUUAUACUGUUCGAUUGCCAAUUCAUAAGGUAAUUUACUUGUACUUCUGCUGAGAUGAAACAAAUAUUACUGACGUUCAAAUUAUUUACGAGUGGGUUUUAGGAUGCCCAUAAGUGUGUCAUUAUUAUACUUUUAAGAAUAAAGACAUCUGUCAGGGGAAUUCUUCCUUAUCCAACUUGUAAUGAUAAACUACAGGUAUGGUAAUAAAGUAUAUAUUCCUUUAAUAA
Messenger RNA from Momordica charantia (bitter melon), 5232 nucleotides. Its product is annotated as putative E3 ubiquitin-protein ligase LIN-1. Gene Ontology annotation, biological process: protein ubiquitination. The record is from RefSeq and is a predicted model, not a curated record. Gene Ontology annotation, molecular function: ubiquitin-protein transferase activity; protein binding. Lineage: Eukaryota; Viridiplantae; Streptophyta; Magnoliopsida; Cucurbitales; Cucurbitaceae.